CAGAGAACGACGAAAGAGAUUCAGGCGGUGGAGAAAGAUCUGCUUUGUACCGUACCAUAAGUUCGUUCCAGUUGUAUUGGAGGAGGGAACGGGAUGAAUUUUUGUUGUGUUGCGAAGGGAAAAGACCAUGAAUUCGAGCUGAAGCAAGCACACAAGGGAGAAGAAACAGGGAAACAGCACUAGAGCAGAAGCCCGGAGGAGGCGAGGCGAGAUUUGACCGAACGAACAAGUGAAGAAGGAUGGAUGUAUACACAGCAAGAAAGGAAGGAUGAGAAUGACGGAGAAGGUUUUGUGAAGCGAGCACGAGCGUCGAGUGAUGGAGGAACUGUGAGGACAUGAAAUGAAAUGAGUACUCGAGAAUUAUACAAUACUGUAGUGGUGGGGGAGCGAAGUGCAGGCGUGAACGGUGUGAUGGUGAUGCCCAUAGUGAACAUUGCAAGACUACAAAUCUGGUGUGCCUGAGAAUUGCGCAUUUUUCUAAGCCAAUUUUGUCUCGUGGAAAACCCUAGAAGUGAAAGGUUUUGGUGACAAGAGGAGUGUUGUGGAGAUGGUGAUCGAGGACUCGACGCUGAAUUGCUGGAUUUCUCGGCCUGCCAUUGAUCUGGCUCGAUCCGGGGCUUGCGCUUUGAGAUUUUAAGACCCCAUCUCGAGUGCUGGUCUUGUGAUUUUGUUUGCUUGGUCAGUCGGUCGGUCUUCCGGUCUUGAGCGAAGUCAUGGCUGGUCGAGAAGUCCGGGAGUACACAAAUCUAAGUGAUCCAAAAGAUAAGAAAUGGGGUGGCAAAGGUGGCAAGGAUAAAACUGACGAUGAGGACCUCGCUUUCAAACGAAUGGUGGCAAAGGUUAGUGAACCGGGCCUGUUGAACUAAGUGGUUAAGCGGUUAGAUUAUUCAAUCUAAGAUUAUUAUUAAGGUCGCGGGUGUCCAUUUGCAAAAUACCUGGCUUAUGUUUGUCCGUUGAUAGCUAAAGGUCACCUGGUGUUUGUCAAAAGUUGUGGAUACCAUGUGGCGGGCCUUGAGGCUCCUGUAUGUUGUCUGAGAACUUGCCCUGACAGGGAAUCUGGCGCGGCACCUCGGAUAUGAAUUUGAAAGCAGAUGCAGGAGGUAGCCGGUGAACGUGGGGGUUAUCUUCAUGGACGAGGCGCACUCGACAGUGAUGACUUGCUGUAUCUGAAGGAGCAAAUGGAGGCUGAAGAGGAUGCCGAGCGCUUGCGACGCAGGACAGAGAAGCGUGCUUUUGCUGCUUUCAAAAAGGCGGCGAGCCUUGCAGAUGCAUCUCCACUACCUGCUAUACCACCUAUCAGAGUGGAGCCAAGACCGAGGAGCGGAAUACGUCAACAUGAUUUGCUGAAGAGUAUAGUUGAGGUGAAACCAAAGCGGCAUCGCAUCUCGGGACUUUCGGAAGGAGCUGCUCAAAAUAUCGAAGUAAGACCAAGCUCAUCGAGUCCUAUAGUAAAGUCUAGGUUGAGAGGAUUUGACUCAACCAACACAGACGGUUCUCUUGAACCCUUGGCAACAGAAACAGUGAAUGGGAGCGGUCUUCUAGGUUUGGCAUAUGAGACAUCGGAUGAUGAUGAGGAAAGUAGCGUAGAAGUGCCGAAGAGGUAAGACAUGAAUGUCGGAAAAUCUACUUCUGUAUUAAGAGUUUAAGAUGGUCGAUUUCUACGUUGGUUCUAUUGGAAUUUGGGGAUGUAUGGACUUUGUCAACACUGUCCAUGAGAAGUCAAGAUUCGUUCUUUGAAAUUUUGAAGUCACUUAAUUUCACUAUGUAAAGAAACCGGGAUCUAGUUUUUAGAGUCAAGUAUGUCUGAGAUGCGCGUUGUUACAAAGAUUCAAA
Marchantia polymorpha subsp. ruderalis is the source of this 1833-nucleotide messenger RNA. Lineage: Eukaryota; Viridiplantae; Streptophyta; Marchantiopsida; Marchantiales; Marchantiaceae. The record is from the annotation of a GenBank genome assembly.